Molecule: messenger RNA, 594 nt
Organism: Fusarium proliferatum ET1
Lineage: Eukaryota; Fungi; Ascomycota; Sordariomycetes; Hypocreales; Nectriaceae
Exons: 2
Coding region: 1-594 (197 amino acids)
Source: RefSeq, a predicted model, not a curated record
AUGGGUUUCACCCCUAUCAAGUUUAGUCUGAUCUUCGUGCAUGUACUGACUUUCUUGCUUUUCACGGACUGGGCGCUAGACACGCUACAUGGUUUCUAUGAAAAGGACUGCCCCCCGAAAAAGUGCUCAUUGGUGCGGAGUUUAAUCAAGAAGAAGUCCUUGGCCAUUCUGACGGCAUUCUUGGCGCUCGUGCCUAUGGCUUUCAGGCUCGCUGACCUAGUCCGAUUUUACAAGGGAUUGCGCGAUCGGUAUACUCCUAAGGGUGGAUUGCCUUGGUCAUUUGGACAAGUCACGGCAGUAGCAGUCUGGCUCCCUGUGGUCUGCAAGUUCUUGCACUAUUGCGUAGUAAAAGAUGGUGUCCAGGCCCGCAUCGAUAAGGACGAAUAUGUCGUAUCACGUCGCGAGACCGCCAUUUCAGAAUUGAAGAGUUCUGAAGAACCUGGGCUGGAUAAUGUUUCCUUGAUUAGACCUGCUGUUCCGGGAAGCAAGGUCGAGGCGGAGCCGAUUGAGAUGCGAGCCUCACUGGAUGCUUCGGUGGAAAGCUUGCUCAUGAUACCACAUGCAGGCUGGAGUCCUGACAUGGAAACCCCAUGA